Cucurbitaria berberidis CBS 394.84 is the source of this 273-nucleotide messenger RNA. RefSeq lists its product as uncharacterized. The transcript is spliced from 2 exons. The record is from RefSeq and is a predicted model, not a curated record. The coding region runs from base 1 to 273 and encodes 90 amino acids. Lineage: Eukaryota; Fungi; Ascomycota; Dothideomycetes; Pleosporales; Cucurbitariaceae.
AUGACUAUCCAUCAAGCUGUUCGUCGCUGGAUCAUGACGGGUGGUGUCGCUGCUGUUACCAUCACUGGUACCAUGUACGGGGCCGGACUGAAAGGGGAUCAAACUGCUAAGCAGACCAAGAAGAAGAUGCUCGAAGCCACGCCAGACGAGAUCAUUGCCCAACUCGAAUUCGCACGUGCUGAUCUGGUCCUGAAGAAGAAUGAGAUGGAAAGGAAGAUAGCGAGGUUCAAGGAACGCCGUUCCGAGGAGCGGGGACAGACGGAACCGAAAUGA